AUGGCGAACGACGAUGCGCGCCACGCGGCGCUGAUGCAGAUCAUCCAAAACGGCUACAGCUCGUCCGCGAUCGAAGACACGUAUUUCAAUCUAAUGGAUUACGAAACCUUCACGGGGUUACCUCGGAACGAUGCCUCUGGCUCGGAACCGGCGUAUUUGUCCGCGAGCGAUUUGAGCACGCAAUACCUGGAAACGCUGGUCACGCCAGCCAUUCCGGGGAUUGCCAUCGCCUCUUUAUUGUUCAUCGUGUGCUUUUUGGUGGUGUUCUUGCGCGUGUGCACGAAAUGCUGCGCCAUGUGCUGCCCCGGGAGUUGCUGGGACGAGAAGUGUUUCAGACCCAAGGAGUACACCUCGAGACAGCUGAAAAUUACAAAGUGGGCGAUGCUGGUCUUUUGCAUCAUCGGAGGCAUCGGGUGCGUUUUGGUCUUCUCUCAAGGAACGGAAGUGUCCAAAGGAGUCACUGAUUUCGGAGACGAACUCGUCAACACGACGAAGUCGCUCGAGGUGAUCAUCAACGAUUGGUACGCCGCGCUCGUCCAGGCGUCCCAAGAAGGGUCGGAAGAUCUCGCCGAUUUGCAAUCGAGCAGCGUCGACAUCUCAUCGUCCGUGGUUGAUUUUAAUGAUCAAAUCAAAGGUGUCGCGGAGAAAAUUGAAUUGUCUUUCAUGGUCGUCGCGGCUAUCGUUUUCAUCGUAGCUAUCAUCGCGACGGGUUUGGUAUGCCUCGGCUGGUCGACCAUGUUGAUGUUGUUCUUUUUCACUUUGUCUUUGGUCAUGAUCGUGUGCUGGAUCGUCUUUGGCGCUCUUGGUACCAUCGGAACUUUGAUCGACGACAUCGCCCUUGGUUUUGAUGCCUUUGCCAUGGAUGCAAACAUUCAAAACGCGUUUCCGACCGGUUCGUCUCUUUGCCCGAGUCGAUACAACUCCGCCUCGAGCGUCAACGAAGAUUUACGUUCCACGUACUACGACAUCAUCAACGAGAUACAACCGAAAGCGGCGGAUCCUGCAAUCUGCCCCACCUGCAGUCCAGUGUCUCAAAUUUACAACAAGGUAUCCGUGGAUGAUUAUUGCAACUGGUAUAAAAGUCAAAAUGAUAAAUCCGAUCUCUACUACGCCGAUCCGGUCUGCAGAAAUCACUACUUGGACGUACAAAAAUACGGCGGUUGGGCGUACAUUCCAAAAACCGUGGAUACCGGGAAAAUCGACCCAACUGCGGGUGGUGGACAAUACACGAAAUGUGAUUUUACCACCGCGCAAAUUGCUGGCGGGGCGACAUGCGGCCAAAACCAGGUCGCCUCUGAUGCUUACGAUGAAUUCGUGGCGCUCUUCAACAACCUCGGGUACGUUCUGGCCGUUGAAGAUUCCGUCGGCCAACUCAUCACGUGCGACUUUGUUCAAUCGGAAACCGCGGAAAUCACCUCGACCUUACACACCGUCGUUGAUGCGCUCAAAGUUCUCUGGGGUGGCUUCCUCAUGCUCGGCAUGUCUUAUUUCGUCAUGUGGGUAAUCCUCUUAGUCGCGGUCUCGCGAAUCGCGAACCCGCAACUCAACGUGGAUUCGGGCGAAUACGACCCUCAAUGGGCGGAAAAACUCUCCAUGCCGAGAAGAUAA
Bathycoccus prasinos is the source of this 1608-nucleotide messenger RNA. RefSeq lists its product with no specific name. The transcript has a single exon. The record is from RefSeq and is a predicted model, not a curated record. Gene Ontology annotation, cellular component: membrane. Bases 1 to 1608 code for a protein of 535 amino acids. Lineage: Eukaryota; Viridiplantae; Chlorophyta; Mamiellophyceae; Mamiellales; Bathycoccaceae.